GUUCAAAAAAAGUACAUCAACAUGGAUUUCAAAGAACGAAAUUUUAAAAAGAUAGGAAUGAUUUGUGUUUGUAUUCUUAUCGGUGGAAUAGUGUUCAGCUACGGAAUUUUCCCAGCAAUACUUCGAUUCAUGAUAAAACAGAAUGUUCUGUUGAAGCCAGGAACUCAGAUGCGAGGUAUGUUCGAAAAAAUUCCUUUUCCCUUGGACUUCAAGUUGCACAUAUUCAACGUGACUAAUCCAGAGCAAGUUAUGCGUGGUGGAAAACCAAGAGUAAAAGAUGUUGGUCCUUUAUAUUUUGAAGAAUGGAAAGAAAAGUUUGACACCGUCGACAAUGAAGAGGAGGAUACACUUACGUUCACAUUGCGCAAUACAUGGAUUUUUCGCCCGGACCUGUCUGCUCUGACUGGCGAUGAAAUCGUCACAGUUCCGCAUCCACUGAUGAUGAGCGUUCUACUAAGUGUACAACGCGACCGUGAAGCAAUGAUGCCACUAGUGACAAAAGGCGUCAAUAUCAUGUUCGAGCCGUUGGAAUCAGCGUUUCUGAAGGUGCGCAUCAUGGAUCUACUAUUCGACGGUAUACUAAUCGACUGUAGCAGUCACGACUUCGCCGCUAAAGCGCUCUGCAGUGGCAUGGACUCUGAGGGAGCGCUUAGCCCGCACAACGAGACGCACUUUAAGUUUUCCUUGUUCGGAUUGCGCAAUCACACUGAUGCGGGCAGGUGGGUUGUUUACCGAGGCGCAAAGAACAUUCGCGAUGUGGGUCGGGUGAUUUCGUACAAUGAUGAACCGGAAAUGGAUAUCUGGGAUGGAGAUGAGUGCAACCAGUACAUUGGCACGGACUCGACCAUCUUUCCCCCAUUUCUCUCCAAGCAGGAUAAACUCUGGGCUUGGUCGCCGGAAAUAUGCCGCUCUAUCGGUGCCCACUAUGUACACAAAUCCAAAUAUGCAGGGCUGCCCAUGAGUUAUUUCGAGCUUGACUUUGGAGAUCUUAAGAACGAGCCCCACAAUCAUUGUUUUUGUCGCGACCCACCCGAUGAUUGUCCUCCGAAAGGAACGAUGGACUUAUCACCGUGCCUCGGUGGACCAAUUAUUGCUUCCAAGCCGCACUUUUAUGGAGCCGAUCCGAAACUCAUUCAAGCCGUGGAUGGACUGGAACCGAACAAAGACGAUCACGAUGUGUACAUACAUUUCGAACUAUUCACGGGAAGCCCGGUAUCAGCAGCGAAACGUUUACAGUUCAGCAUGGAUUUCGGUCCCAUUCACGGGCACGAAUUGUUUGACCAGUUACCCCAAGUGGUGUUACCAAUGUUUUGGGCCGAGGAAGGUGCGUCGCUGAACAAAACAUGGACCAACCAGCUAAAAUAUCAAUUGUUCUUAGGUCUUAAGUUCAACGCAACAGUAAAAUGGCUCACCAUCGUUUUCGGUACUGUAGGAGCAAUCGCGUCAGCCUAUAUGCAUUUCCGCAAAGACCAAAAAACUACAAACGUUACGCCGUACAAUGCGUCCACGACGGGUACAGUUCCAACAUCGGCAAACGCCCACGAAUCGGAUAACGGAAAAGUGAUGGAUGCUACUCUUGGAAAAAAUAUUCCUGCCCUUAUUGAAGGUCUAGAAAAAGUCCCAAAAAAAUCAACAAUCGAAGUGCAGCAUGAGCGAUAUUAACAAUUUUGA
Messenger RNA from Anopheles bellator, 1671 nucleotides. It is a transcript of the gene Snmp1, whose product is annotated as sensory neuron membrane protein 1. Gene Ontology annotation, molecular function: scavenger receptor activity. The coding region runs from base 22 to 1662 and encodes 546 amino acids. Gene Ontology annotation, cellular component: membrane; cytoplasm. Lineage: Eukaryota; Metazoa; Arthropoda; Insecta; Diptera; Culicidae. The record is from RefSeq and is a predicted model, not a curated record. The transcript is spliced from 7 exons.